AUCGUCUGCCUCCUCGACAUCCCAGUCUAGGCCUGCAUCCACUCAGUGUGAAGCACUCGUGAAAUCGACACCUACUUUACUGCAAUGGCGUCUUUCAACAAACUGUUCUCCUCUGUCCUCCUGGCUCUGCUCUAUGCGUCCACUGCGACGGCAGCCCCCUGGCCUACGACUUCCAAGCAUUCGACGCACCGCGUUCGUAACGUUGGACGAGACUUGAAGAUCGAGACGUUCCACCCCGAGUCGUCCUACGAGACUUUCGGUGUUGAUGGCGUCGACCACCCGCUCUCCAAGCGCGACAACUUCGACAUCAAAGAUGCCGCUAUUGCCUUCGUCCAGGACAAGCUGAACGUCGGCGAAUCCGCUGUUGCCCUCAAAUCAGCCUAUGAAGGUGACGUCUCUGGCCAUGCGUUCGUCAAGCAGGCCCACGAGGGUGUCCCCUUCGCCAACGCUGUCGCCAACGUCGCUUUCAACAAGGCUGGCAAGGUUGUCGCGUUCGGCUCCUCGUUCGUCAAGGCCGACAACUUGCCCUCGUCCACCCCCUCCAUCACUGUCGAGCAGGCCAUCGCCACCGCCGAGGAGACCCUCGACGGCAAGUACAACGACUGGCCCGCGACUCUUGAGUUCCUUGCUCUCGACGACGGCAGUGCCGCUCUCGUUCACGUCGUUCAAAUUCAAAACGAGGCGACCGGCGCGUGGGUUGAGGCGUUCGUCGACGCCCACAGCAACAAGGUUGUCUCGAUCACUGACUUCGUUGCCAAAGCCUCGUACCGUGUCCUUCCCAUCACUAAAGAGGUUUUGACCGACGGCUUCGAGACCGUCACCGACCCCCAGGACACCGUCGCUUCUCCCUCCGGCUGGCAUAGCACGGGCUCGACGACCACGACCACAACUGCCGGUAACAACGUCGUCGCGUACAAGGGUUCCCAGAGCAAGACCGCCUCCCAGUCUUCCUCCGGCCUCAACUUCAUCUACACCCAAAACCCUGCAAACGCCCCUACUACCUCUGCUAACCUGAACGCUGCGAUCACCAACGCGUUCUACAUUGUCAAUUCGGUUCACGACUUUUCUUACCGCUACGGCUUCACGGAGAGCGCCUUCAACUUCCAGACCAACAACUUCGGCAAGGGUGGUGCUGGCAGCGACCGCGUCACCGUCAGCGUCCAGGACAGCGCCGGCACUGACAAUGCUGAUUUCUCGACCCCUGCUGAUGGUCAAUCUGGUGCCAUGCGCAUGUUCCUCUGGGACGAGACCAACCCCGAGCGUGAUGGAGCACUCGAGAACGACAUUGUCGUCCACGAAAACACCCACGGUAUCACCAACCGCAUGACCGGUGGUGGAACUGGCCGUUGCUUGCAAACCACCGAGGCCGGCGGUAUGGGCGAAGGCUGGUCUGACGCCAUGGCUGACUGGACUGAGCAGAAGAGCGUCAACACUCAGGACUACGUCAUGGGUCAAUACGUCGUCAACGACCCCGCCGGUAUUCGCUCGCACCCGUACUCCACCUCGAAGACCACGAACCCCCUCACCUACGGGUCGCUCAAGACUCUCACCGAAGUCCACGAUAUCGGUGAAGCUUGGGCCAACACCCUCCACAAUGUCUACGCUGCUCUCGUCUCCGCGCACGGCUACUCUAGCACUGCCCGCACUACCCCUGACGGCACUGAGGGCAACGUUGUCUUCCUGCACCUAUUCAUUGACGCUUUGCCUAUCCAGCCCUGCAACCCCACUUUCUUGACUGGUCGCGAUGCCAUCAUCCAGGCUGAUGCUAACCGCUACAACGGUGCUAACAAGUGCCUUCUCUGGAAGGCGUUCGCCAGCCGCGGCUUGGGCGUCAAUGCCAAGAACCAAGUCGACGACGCCACCCUCCCCUCUGGCUGUUAGACGAGUCGCUUCCUGUUGAGCUGCAUUUGGGCUCACAUGCAGCAGCGCCGACGGACACUUAUCACAAUGCUAUGUAGUUUUGGAUGUUUAAAUGCUACCCGUGCUUGAUGAACUUGUAAUGCAAAAUGAUCGUUCGAUCGAUGAACCUCAC
Molecule: messenger RNA, 2032 nt
Organism: Heterobasidion irregulare TC 32-1
Lineage: Eukaryota; Fungi; Basidiomycota; Agaricomycetes; Russulales; Bondarzewiaceae
Product: Metallo peptidase M36
Exons: 9
Coding region: 85-1881 (598 amino acids)
Molecular function (GO): metalloendopeptidase activity; zinc ion binding
Source: RefSeq, a predicted model, not a curated record